UGUUUUGUGGCUUGGAAAGCCGUUGAAUGUUGACGCGAGAGUUCGACGCAAGUCGACAAAGAGAUGCGAAGGAGUGAGGUCGUUUCGAGGCCAGACUCGUGUUCCUCUUCGAUGCCAAUCUUGAGGUUCUAUGUUCGUUGCUCAACUCCAACAUUGUGACUGGAUCCGAAACUAGGAAAGCGGAUUACUGUGUGGUUUUGUGCCAUCAGUCGGAGAAGUCUAAGAUUGUUUAAUUCAGGUCACCCACCACGUUCCCCGGUUCUUGGAGCGAAGCUAAUAUGGCUUCGGGUGGAAAUGUCAUUGCCUUGGUCGGACUUUAAGCCGCUUCCCAACCAACCAACCAACCAAAGGGCCAAAGAGUGACCAAGUUUUUGCAUUACUUCUCAACAUUGUGCCCAUAUAUCCGUCCAAAUCAAUUAGAGGUGAUGGGUGCCCACCCGAAAACUUCUCGCAGCAUAGGGACAACGCAACCACAAGGAAAACAAGAGACCCGAAGACAAGUUCAAGCACUGGCUUGAGAUCCAAGAAACACAACCACAGAACUGGGUUCCUUAUUAAGCAUCUCCGCUCCUUGAGGCUCCGUAUCGUUCUUGGUUGGUUUGGUGGGUGUUGUGCCUUCUGAUUUCCUUCUGAUUUCCAAUAUUCCAAUGCCCGGUCUUGGAAUUGAUUUCGACAAUAGAGUGUUAAUACAUGUGAUUCCGGAAGGCGUACAAACACUUGUGAGCUCAUCGUCUAGAAAGCCAUUGGCCAAGAUUAAUAUGAUGUGGUCCCGUGUUCCAAACUAUUGGUGCAGACCUCGAGGUAGUUCUGGCGGUUCUCGUGCCCUUUGGAACCAGGGCGAUGGAUGGAAGAUCUUCUUUGUCCUGAUUACCGUGACCUCGCACUCGGCUGGAUCCUUGCCAAACACAAUCAAAAUAGGUGGCCUGUUUGAUAUGUCUGACUCGGUGGAGGAGAUAUCGUUUCGAUAUGCCGUGGACCGCGUGAAUGGAGAUCGAGAUAUCCUGCCCAAUUCUCGACUCACCGCUCAAAUUGACCGCAUUCAGCCCGAGGACUCAUUCUAUGCCUCUAAGCAAGUGUGUCGCGACCUUCAAAUGGGCAUUGCGGGCGUGUUCGGUCCUCAGAGUGGCGUGACUGCUAGUCACGUUCAGUCGAUCUGUGAUGCAUUGGAAGUUCCUCAUAUUGAAACACGUUGGGAUUAUCGUCUGGUGCGAGAGGAUUACUCUGUCAAUUUGCAUCCAUAUCCUCAGGCCCUUGGACAGGCAUACGCCGACAUGGUGACCGCCAUGAAUUGGAAGAGUUGUUUGAUUCUCUACGAGGAGAGCGAAGGCUUAGUCCGACUCCAAGAGGUCUUGAAACUCUCGCCCAAGCGACUCGAUAUCAAGAUCCAAAUUCGCCAACUGGAUCCUGGGCCUGGAGGAGAUCACCGACCAUUGCUGAAGGACAUCAAACAGCUCGGUGAGAACCGAAUCAUUCUGGAUUGCAAAAAUGACCACGUGCAAGAAAUUCUCAAGCAAGCUCAGCAAGUGGGCAUCAUGACCGCCUAUCAUACCUUUUUCAUCACGACACUAGAUUUACAUUUAGUCGAACUUGAAGAGUUAAAAUACGGAGGCACCAAUAUCACUGCAUUUAGACUGGUGGACCCCGAUUUGGAGGAGGUUCAAAACAUGAUCGAGGAUAUCAAAUUCGAGGGCGGUCGAGGAGGACGAAAAACCUCGGACUUGAACCGAUCGACCAUCAGGCCCAAUAGUACCAUCCACCCAUUUGCAAUAGGGACCGAAACGGCCUUGAUCUUUGACGCGGUUCACUUGUUCUCGAGGGCUCUCACGGAUCUGGAUCGCAGCCAAGAAUUGUCCCAAGUCAGUCUGAAUUGUGAUGGACCUGGAACGUGGCAAUAUGGGAACUCGCUGAUCAAUUACAUGAAAAUGGUCGAGAUGAAUGGUCUGACAGGGAAGAUCCAAUUUGACAGUCGAGGGUUCAGAAGCGAUUUUGACCUGGACAUUGUGGAACUAAAGAAGGAGGGCUUGAGUCGGGUGGGACGAUGGAACCGCGGAGCAGGAGCCAAUUUCACGCGGAACUUCACGGAAUCGUACUCGGAAAUCAUCGAGAGCCUCCACAACAAAACCUUGGUCGUUACGACCAUCUUGGCUGAACCUUACACCAUGUACAAGGAGAACUCCGCCGUCCUCUCUGGCAAUGAGCAAUUCGAAGGAUACAGUGUUGAUUUGGUGGAUGCCAUCUCCAAGAUCUUGGGGUUCAAUUACUCCUUCCGUUUGGUUGAGGAUGGUAAGCACGGAAGUUACAACAAAGACACUGGAACAUGGAACGGAAUGGUGGGCGAGCUCCUCUCACAGAAAGCCGAUUUGGCCGUGGGGGAUCUCACCAUAACGUACGAACGGGAACAGGGCGUGGAUUUCACCAUGCCUUUUAUGAAUCUAGGGGUGACCAUCCUCUUCACCAAACCCACUGCAAAGGACCCGAAUCUCUUCUCGUUCUUGAGCCCGUUGUCGUUGGGAGUUUGGAUUUACAUGGCCACGGCGUAUCUAGCCGUAUCUUUACUCCUGUAUUUAUUGGCCAGGAUUUCUCCGUAUGAACGUGGCGUGGAUGCCUUGAUCGUGAGUCGGAGCGAUAACAAAGGCUGUCGUUUGGCUCGAUCUGAUCCAAUCUAUGACACCUUGUUUUCGGGUAAUGGUCGAGUUGUUCGAACCAUUGGAACUCAGGUUGAAGACCGGGAAGAUGAUCACGAUGUAUUCACCCUGAUGAACUCGUUUUGGUUCAUGAUCGCCUCGCUUCUACAACAAGGCACGGAUCUUCUACCCAGGGCGAUAUCUACCCGAAUGGUGGCGGGAAUGUGGUGGUUCUUCACAUUGAUAAUGAUCUCGAGUUACACGGCCAAUUUGGCGGCCUUCUUGACCGUGGAACGCAUGGACUCGCCCAUUGAAUCUGCAGAGGAUUUGUCCAAACAGCACAGCAUUAAAUACGGAUGUUUGCAAGGAGGAUCGACAGCAGGGUUUUUCAGUGACUCCAAAAUCGAUACGUAUUCUCGGAUGUGGGUAUUUAUGAGCUCGGAUAAGUCCAAUUUCGUAUCCUCCAAUGCAUUGGGCGUGGAUCGAGUUCUGAAAGAGAACGGGAAGUACGCCUUCCUCAUGGAAUCUACUUCUGUCGAAUACGUGAUUGAGCGGAAUUGCAAACUAACCCAAAUUGGGGGACUUAUGGACUCCAAAGGCUACGGCAUAGCAUUACCUCCAAAUUCACCUUUUCGCACUCCAAUUUCGAGCGCCAUUCUUCAGCUUCAAGAGGGCGGAAAAUUGCACAUGUUGAAAGAAAAAUGGUGGAAACAAAGGAAAGGCGGCGGCAAAUGCAAAGAAGUGAAGGACAAGGAGGCCAAUGAAUUGAACUUGAAGAACGUAGGAGGCGUCUUCCUUGUUCUCAUGAUGGGGCUCGUUCUGGCAUGUUUCAUUGCCUGCUUGGAACGGUGCUGGAAGAACCGAAAACCUCGCUAUGAUCAAAUGCCUGGAGUUUCACACAGCGGUGGACACUUGUCCACGUGCACAAACGAUACUUCUGAGAAUCUCGGUUGCCACGAAGGACUUCCGGUACGUUUCGAGAACGGUCACAUCAAUCACAACCACCUCGACCUGGCCGGUCACGCCCCCAAUUGUCAUUCCUCCGGGCUCACGGGCAGCAUGGGCCACAUUCCCCCCAACAUUAUGGCCGACACGGGCGGCUUCCUCACCUCGUCUCUUUCAGCUGCGUCGUUGAACCAGCCUAGUUGCGCCGUGCCCAUGCACGAGCAUCAUCGGCCGUCUAGCUCGGUGACCAGCACGCCCGGAGGCGGAAGUGGCUGGGCUAUGAUGACCAAUAGCAACGGAGGGAGUCGCCACGUGGUCAGUCAUCGCCAUCAUCAACACCACCACCAAGAGCAAUGUCCGCACUACAAUGGUGCCGAGUAUAAGUUCCAUGAGGCUCCCUCCUGAUUGGAGAUGGAAUGAUGGAUGUCCUAUGAGCCCAAAUGAGAAAAAAACAAGCAAAGGACAUCCUGAUGGCAGUCUGCGCUCAAAACGUCGGAUCUCAGCCAUUGAGCCUAAUUCAGUGGAAUAAAAAUGCAUGUGUUUUCUACCUCUGAGUCAUUUGCUACCUUCUCCUGAUUUUCUUUUCGAUUAACCGUAGUAGCCCCACUGAACGUACCCUCCUAUGCCUCCCAUGAACGCCGACAAUUGAUCCAUUUGUAGUCAUACGGUAUAAUCAGCAUCAUUGUCCCUAUUAUGAUGAUUAUUACAACUAUUGCUCAUGAUAACGACAAAAUUAUCAUCACUACUAUUAUCAUCCAUACUUUUCCUGCUUAUACUUACUUAUUCUAGAGACAAAUUUGUCUUCUCCCAAUUCGUAUUAACGUCUAUCUGUACUCUGUGAUACGCCCGAAUUGAGCAGGUAACAAGCGCGGAUUCCUUGGAUUUUCCCAGCGCGAGAUCUGCCAUUAUCUUGAUGUCCUUUAUGAUAAUAAACGAUCGUUGCGAUCUAGUACCC
Molecule: messenger RNA, 4524 nt
Organism: Tigriopus californicus
Lineage: Eukaryota; Metazoa; Arthropoda; Copepoda; Harpacticoida; Harpacticidae
Product: glutamate receptor ionotropic, kainate 2-like
Exons: 20
Coding region: 648-3974 (1108 amino acids)
Biological process (GO): modulation of chemical synaptic transmission; synaptic transmission, glutamatergic
Cellular component (GO): plasma membrane; postsynaptic membrane
Molecular function (GO): glutamate-gated receptor activity; transmitter-gated monoatomic ion channel activity involved in regulation of postsynaptic membrane potential
Source: RefSeq, a predicted model, not a curated record